UUGGCAUUCAUGUUGCGGCAACAACAUCCUUGAGCUGCAAAAUGAAUAUGGCACUUGGGACGAGGCUUACAAGAGGUGCUGCUCCCUUGGAAUGGACCUAAUUUCAGUGCACAAUUCAGUCAAGCAAGACUGCUUGGGCAAUCCUUACAAAAAUAGUAACCCGAAUGAGAAAGGGUAUCUGCCUUUUCGGACAGAGGCCUGGACGGCGGGGCGGGAUAUCGAUUCUUGCCGCGGAAAAUUCCGAUGGUGCACCGGCUACCUGAACGACUACCUGAAAAAUGACCUGACUUGGAAAAAGGGCCACGAUCCGAGAUUCUCAAACAAAUCAUGCGUCCUUAUUGAUUUUGGGGAUCCAGUUUUGCCUAGUCUUGCGCUGGCAGAUUGCUCGGAAAAGAAACAGAUCAUCUGCGAGGCGCCCAUGGGAGUCGGCUUCAAAUCGCAGAUGCACUAUCACCCUUGCAGGAGGAAUUACAAAGUUAAAGAUAGUGACGCCGAGAAAUUAUGGAACACUGGUGAUUUGAGCCGCACCAGUUACGCAGCCAAAAAAAUGAUUCAAUGCGUCGCAGAGCACAUAGGACUGGUGUACAACUCGACACAAAUCAACCUGCACGCUUACCUGAGAUGGAUGUCCAGAAUGGUGGAUCCACUGAACUUCGCUUUGAAACAAAAAGUGAAGGAUGACCAAGAAACGUUCUUCUCGUCAUUCGAAGCCCAGUUUUCUGGUAAAGAGAUCAUCAAUACAAUGAAGAAUGUAUUGAUUAAUGACGCACUGGACGAUUUACUCUCUGCCCACUUUGAUUUUGCGACCGAAAUGAUGAAAAAACUCUACCAAUGCAAAGGAAUCAACUGUACGAACAAGGAAUCGUUCGCGUUUGACUUCCUGAUGUGUCUCCUUCAGUCCAGACAGUUGGACCGCUUCUGGAAAUUUUACGAUUUCAACUUGGAACAACGCAGUGUGAUGCCCGCGGACCGCGAAAUAAACUUGCCAUGCACGAUGUUUGACAAUUUUAUUAAAUAUGAUUCGUCUUUGUGCAUUCCAGCGGGUGGCUUGUUUCGGCUGAAUGAUGCUGCUUUUCUUACCCAGAGUCCGAUCAAUUUAGAAAUGUUCAAAUCGUCUUCUUUCACCGCGUGUUUGGAGAGAAAUGGCUCGCUUCCUUACGCGGAAACCAAGGAGGAGUUUGAAACGAUCUACAAUUAUAUCAGAGGUGUGGCUCCGAAUCUGACGAUCAUCUGGGACCAAGGAUUCUACGACAAGCUGAACAAGAAAUUCAUGUGGUGCCGCAGUGAUUUCAUCCCCUUCGGACCUGGGGCUAAUAUUCCGAUCCCUGUCGCCGUGAACGCGACGACCAAAGAGGACUUCGUGAUGCUGGUCUCGCUGCCGGGUGCGACGCCAAAUCUGCACGCCGUCCAAGCCACCGAGCAGCUCAAGUACCAAACCGAUGUCUUCUGCCGCAUUCCAAAAUCCGUCGUGGUCGAGUGCUUGACCCUCAACCCAGAAGAGACGUCGGAGUACUAAUUGCAUUAAAAUUCGAAUUGGGAUUUAAUUUGUCAACAUUUAAU
Messenger RNA from Cloeon dipterum, 1560 nucleotides. RefSeq lists its product as uncharacterized. The record is from RefSeq and is a predicted model, not a curated record. Gene Ontology annotation, molecular function: odorant binding. NCBI's taxonomy places the organism in Eukaryota, Metazoa, Arthropoda, Insecta, Ephemeroptera, Baetidae. The coding region runs from base 92 to 1516 and encodes 474 amino acids. The transcript is spliced from 13 exons.